UACCUGUUUUCUCGCGAUGUUUCGCGAGCAAACAUGAGCGGAUUUCUUUGCCAAAUUAUCAGUGCUACGUUUGUUUAAAACCACUGAAUAGCCGCGAGUACGUUAUGUUUUCGAUUUAAAUUACGACUAGUAAUUCCAAGAGUUAAAAGUUUGAAUUUUGAUAUCUAGGCCGGCUUGUGCAGGUGAAAAAGACUCUUUCUUAUCAUUUUAUUGAUUACUUGUGAAAACAUUUCACAAAUACGAGAAAAUUAGUCCGAUGAAGGUUAGAUCGCAAACUUCGUCGAAUAUGGAUCUUUUUUUCUCGAUUUCUCGCGCAACUGAGUAAAAUUUAGCUCAAUUUUCGUUGCGAAUUGAAUGUGAGAAGUUUACAAAUAUGGAAAUAGCAAAUUUGCAUUCUCACUGUUGGAGAACAACUCUGUCUUUGUUUGAGCCCAUGCCUUUCUCUGAAUACAAAUGUCCUCACUUUCAGCCAUUCAGGGUUUCAUAAUUCUCAAUCUAGUUAUUUCACUCUUGAUUACUGCUUUUUUUGCCCUCGCUAACCAAAUUAUAAAAUCUUCACACUACAUUUUAAUUUUCAGCUCACGAAUCCUGGAUUACUGAGCAAAACUGAGGCCAUUUCUGAGGCGUACAGGCUAUUCCUUCUCUGGAUGUGUGUGGAUGGUUAAUUACAAUUCUAGACAUCUUCAUAAAAUAAUAAUGUAACAAUUUUCAAUGGUCUGCGAACACACAGUCAUAAAUAUAUUGAUGUAAACAUGUGUCAAGGCUUGCAUUUGUUAAAUCAGUGAAGCCAACAGUGAAGAGAAGGCGAACGACUUAUAAGGGCGAAAUCGACAUGAUCUGUCGGGAAGAUCGCUAGAACCCCGCGCCCAGUUAAAAGAAUCGUCGAUAUUGACCAGCACUGAUUACGCAUGUGUACAAAUUUUGCGGUGACAGCGGCCCAAGUAACGCGACAUACAAGAUUAAUCUGCAAGCCUACUGACGGAGGGCUAUUUUCGUUGUUGUGACAUUUUUAAUGUUGACGACGGCAACCACUUCUGCCUCAACUAGCGCGGAUCCGAAUGGGGCACCGGGCAACAACUAUCGUGGUUAUAAACAGUUGAUGGAAAGAUUUGACGGCUUAGUGAACUACAGUCCUUCAAAUAUGGACGAUCCGAUUGUUUUAAACGUUGCAGGCAAGCGAUUUGAGACUUACGAAGAAACUCUUGCAAGAUUUCCCGAAACUCUCCUGGGAUCUGUGAGUCGCAGGGCCAAGUUUUACAACGCUAAACGGCAAGAAUACUUUUUCGAUAGACACCGAUCAGCGUUUGACGCAAUCCUUUAUUAUUAUCAAUCUGGAGGAACUCUCAUAAGGCCCGAGCAUGUCCCACCUCACGUAUUCAUCAACGAAGUUGUGUUCUUCGACCUACCAGAAGAGGCUGUACAAGUCGUUCAGCUGGAGGCGGGAAUAGCCGAUGAGCCCGAGGAACAACCAAUGCCCAACAAUUACUACAUGGGAUUAAUUUGGAACACUUUGGAAUAUCCCAAUUCGUCGAAGUUGGCCAAAUUUCUAGCGAUUUUUUCGGUAGUAGUUAUUACUCUUUCUUUAAUCAUUUUUUGCAUCGAGACUCUGCCGAAUUUCAAGAAGCCAGCUCCAAACCCUUACGAUGAAGUUUGGUUUAAACUUAACACUUUUGUCAUCGUUUGGUUUACUGGCGAGUAUGUCAUUCGCUUCAUUACUUCUCCGCAAAAAUUCAAAUUUCUUAUCGGGGCGCUGAACAUUAUUGAUUUAUUAUCCAUUCUGCCUUAUUACGUUCAACUUGGACUCGACGAGGACGACUCAUCUAUCUCUGUCCUGCGUGUGGUGCGUGUGGUCCGCGUGUUUCGUGUGUUUAAACUCUCGCGCCACUCGCGUGGGCUCCAGAUAUUAGGGAACACGCUCAGAGCGAGUUUAAAUGAACUGGUUAUGUUAAUGUUCUUCUUAGCUAUUGGAGUUAUGAUAUUUGCUAGUUGCGUCUACUACGCUGAAGGAGGUAAAGAUACCGAUUUUCAAAGCAUUCCGCACUCCUUCUGGUGGGCUGUCGUUACCAUGACGACGGUGGGUUAUGGAGAUGUAUCCCCCAUCAGUUUUCCCGGGAAAAUCGUGGGUGCACUUUGUGCAAUCUCAGGGGUGCUAACAAUUGCUCUUCCUGUUCCUGUUAUUGUAUCCAACUUCGAGAAUUUCUACAACAAGGAGAUGAACCGACGAAAAGAGGAAGAAUUGAAAAAAGCUGAAGAAGCUCGAGAUAGAGAAGAACAGAAAAAGACUGGUACAAACAACUCCAAGAAUCACAUGGAGCUGGACAGCAUGGACGGAAAAACUCCCAAAUCACCUCGAGGAGUUUUAGUUUGUGGAUUAAAAAACGGAGAGGAAAAUUCUUCUGAUAAGACUCACACAACAGUUUAACAUACGACCGUUACAAGUUGUAAGUGAAGUCACUUGGAAUUGCACAUUUUGAUUAUAUGAAAUGACAUUUAUUCAGCGACAUUAAUAAUCAAUUUUAAUACACGCAAGCUAAAGAGAUUCAACUCCAUUCCGGCAAGAAAUGGGAGUUGAAGGUUUCCUCGCCAAAGGGGAAAAAAUGACACUUUAACACAGUGAAAAUGUAACAAAUGAAAAUUGCGAAGAACUGCAAAAUUGGCGAAAUUUCGACUGCGAAAUAUACUUGAACCAACUACGGACCGGUUAGUAACGUCACGACCUCUUCACGUGAUAAUGGAAGACGAUACGUGGCUCCAGAUAUAGAACGCGUACAGACCAGAAAUAGCACGUUAAAUAUUCCGCAAUUUCAUUGCGAUUUAUAAAAAUCCUUCGAGUGUAAACUCUAGCAAGGUUCAUCCAGAUUAUCUCACGCAAGAAAAGAAGGACGUGAAUUAACAAAUUAAAAAUACGAGUAUUAACACAAGCAAAUGGAACCGAAGUCAGGGCAGUCAAGUUAUCAAAUGAUAGCUAUCAGUCUUUCAAAUUCAGAAUUUGUCUUCACGCUAUGCUGAAGUUCGGAUGAUGACGCAUUUGCCCACAUAGACCAAAACUUUGAAAGACCUUUCAGACUAGUAGACGCAGGAAUCUCAAUGGGUAUUUCCUAUGGAAAGACUGUUUUUACCCACAGGUUCGUUAGCCCUGUACAAAUCACAGUAGCCCAAAGGAACAAGUUGACUUCUGUUAUUCGGCCUCUUUUCCAAGGUCUUCUUUACCGAUGUGCUGGAGUGAAUUUGCUUCAGUGGAACAUGACAUUGUUUGGAGCACAAACUCAAGCGCACAAUCGUUGACGCCCUUUUAAAGCACUUGCACGUCGAACAAAAGCCAGAAAAGGGCUAACAGGCAACAUUACGCCUGAAAAAUGCUGAUGAUAUUCAUUUGCAGGUAAAAGGCAACCCUGUAUGAUUAAGCGAAAUUCUGCAGAACUACCGUGACAUUGAAAUAAACGAACGUAGAUUGAUCAUCACUACACACAGCACAGGUAGCUCAGGCUCAGAAACGAAGCAAGCGCGCCAUUUGUUAUACGGGGAAAAGGUCCCGAACAGCGAUGGCGGACUUAUCUGUCUUGGCCUACUCGUCAAGAUGUUAAAUAGUACGGAAUAUAAAACUGAAAUCAAUUUAGCCAACUGAGGUCAAUAAUCGCCGUGAAAUAAAGAAGGUAAAUUUAUUAUAGAUGCACAGCGCAAAUUUUAAUAUUAAUGUAUUCGUCACACGUGAGCUAGGUGAAGUUAGCGAAUUAACUUGUAAUACCUGUUUCUCGUGUCAAAAAUAGUCUCAUUCAGAAGUCCAAUAAAUUAUUAUGCGGUAUUCUGGGUUCACAAAUAAUCGUUCCUUAGUUACUCAAUACCGCACAGCCAGGUUAUAGCUAUAACUCGUCUAAUUCUAGGUCUGAGAAGGCUUGCUUAUCGCUGAAUUUGAAAGUAAAAAUUCUAGACUGUGCGGUAUUCAGAUAUCAAAAGAGGUGCCUUAGACAGUGCUUACUAAUAUGCACGGAAGUCUCUUUAAAUGGCAAAACGUUUACCACUCAGAGACCUUAAAUAGCGUAGAUAGUGUUUAAGGGAUGGUUUCAUAGCUCGACGCAUGUGCAAGCUGCAACGUCUUGAUUUCUAUUGUUUAUGAACCAAUUAGGUGCGAGUAGAUGGCUCACAGGUGUGUUCAGAAUAAACACGGCUUUGAGCUGAAUAGAGCUGUUUUCAAUUGAGUGUCGUAAAACCAAAACCAAACCAAUUACUUACUAAUUAGACUAU
Messenger RNA from Orbicella faveolata, 4242 nucleotides. RefSeq names its product potassium voltage-gated channel subfamily A member 7-like. The record is from RefSeq and is a predicted model, not a curated record. Gene Ontology annotation, cellular component: membrane; voltage-gated potassium channel complex. Lineage: Eukaryota; Metazoa; Cnidaria; Anthozoa; Scleractinia; Merulinidae. Gene Ontology annotation, biological process: action potential; potassium ion transmembrane transport; protein homooligomerization. Gene Ontology annotation, molecular function: protein binding; delayed rectifier potassium channel activity.